Effrenium voratum is the source of this 633-nucleotide messenger RNA. NCBI's taxonomy places the organism in Eukaryota, Dinophyceae, Suessiales, Symbiodiniaceae. The record is from the annotation of a GenBank genome assembly.
AUGACAGCACUCUUCCCCUGGUGCUGCAAGCCAUGGACGGCAGAGAAGGCAAGCGCAGACUCUGCUACCGAGUACGUGCGCUCCCUGCCACUAAGCUCCUCCGGGCACUUCCCAGUCUUUUCUGUGCAGGAGCGCUACCCAGAGGAUGUGCAGGCACCCUCACACAGCCGGACGCUGGAGCCCUGCAGGGCCGGCAUGGCCGCACGGUCCAUGGCGCCCAACGCGGACGUCUUGGAGAAGGCGCGGCUGCAGCGCGCAGUGAAGAACUUCGCGCAGGUGGUCACGCAGGGCAUGGCAGUGGAGCUUUUGGACGAGGACACCGGGGCCGUAAUUCUGGCCACGCUGGUCAUGGACCGGUGCCUGCGGCUCAUCACACUGAAGCUGCCGAACGAGGAGCGCCGCUACGCCAUGCAGGACAUGAUCGCCAUUUUUCGGGAUAAGGAGUUCACAUCCCUGGUGCCUAGCCUUUCUCACCUGGCUCCCCGAUGCCUGGCAGUGGAUUUCAGCAAGGAUGAGAAUUUCCGGCUGUGCUUCCAGUUUCAGGACUCGGAGGGCCGGGACAACUUCUACAGCUGCCUAAAGAUCUUGCGCAUGUCAUUGGACACCGCCGCGCCGCCUGACGACGACGCCUGA